Molecule: messenger RNA, 906 nt
Organism: Acomys russatus (golden spiny mouse)
Lineage: Eukaryota; Metazoa; Chordata; Mammalia; Rodentia; Muridae
Gene: Mrps2
Product: mitochondrial ribosomal protein S2
Exons: 3
Coding region: 64-810 (248 amino acids)
Biological process (GO): translation
Cellular component (GO): mitochondrial small ribosomal subunit; ribosome
Molecular function (GO): structural constituent of ribosome
Source: RefSeq, a predicted model, not a curated record
GUGCGGCGCUGGCCAGGUUUCCUGCAAAAGGUGACCCGGGGCCCAGCGGGACAGAAUGGGAGGAUGGUGACGGGAGUCCCGGUCCCCGCGGUCAGCGAGCCCCAGGACGGCGACGAUCUGCAGAGCAGGAUCCUAGAUGUGCCACUGCAGCGUUCGGACUUCUUCAAUGUCAAGGAGCUAUUUUCUGUGAAGAGCCUCUUCGAGGCCCGAGUUCACCUGGGACAUAAAGCUGGGUGCCGUCAUAGGUUCAUGGAGCCGUACAUCUUUGGGAACCGCCUAGGCCAAGACAUCAUUGACCUGGAUCAGACAGCCUUGAAUCUCCAGCUGGCCUUGAACUUCACCGCCCACGUGGCCUACCGCAAGGGCAUCAUCCUGUUUGUGAGCCGGAACCGGCAGUUCUCUCACUUGAUUGAGAGUACAGCCCGGGACUGCGGGGAGUACGCCCACACCCGCUACUUCAAGGGUGGCCUGCUGACUAACGCGCGCCUCCUCUUUGGGCCCACAGUCCGCCUCCCAGACCUCAUCAUCUUCCUGCACACGCUCAACAAUGUCUUUGAACCCCACGUGGCCGUGAGGGAUGCGGCCAAGAUGAACAUCCCCACAGUGGGCAUUGUGGACACCAACUGCAACCCAUGCCUCAUCACUUACCCUAUCCCCGCCAAUGACGACUCUCCCCAAGCUGUCCAUCUGUUCUGCAAGCUCUUCCGCACAACCAUCAACCGGGCCAAGGAGAAGAGGAGGCAGAUGGAGGUGCUGCAUCGUCUACAGAGUCCCAAGGGGUCUGAGGGCAGUGGGAGCCAUUCCCCAUGACAGGAAGCUCCUUGUCCAGCCCUGAGCUAGAUCCCCAUUCCCCAUGCCCAGCAUCAGCGUCCUAUAUUCAGAGUCUGAUCAUCCUGAGCUAGCUCU